AGAGAAAAACAAAAACAAAAUGGGCAUCGAGUAGACAAGUACUAGAAAAGGAACUGUCGUAAACGAAGCGAAGUUAAGGUUAAGAUCGUUGAUGAGAAAACGAUGAAAGCAAUAGUGAUAACCUCCCCCGGCGGACCCGAAGUUCUGCAACUUCAGGAAGUAGAAGACCCUCAGCUCAACGACGACGAGGUCCUCAUAAAGGUCGAAGCCACCGCCCUCAACCGAGCCGAUACCCUUCAGAGGAAGGGCUCCUACCCUCCCCCCAAAGGCGCCAGCCCCUACCUCGGCCUCGAAUGUUCUGGAACCAUCCAAGCCGUCGGCAAAAAUGUCUCCCGCUGGAACGUCGGCGACCAGGUGUGUGCUCUUCUGAGUGGGGGAGGGUAUGCGGAGAAGGUGGCAGUGAGUGCUGGGCAAGUUCUUCCAGUGCCACCGGGCGUUUCUCUUGUGGAAGCUGCCAGUCUCCCGGAGGUCGCUUGCACUGUUUGGUCAACUGUUUUCAUGACCAGUCGUCUCUCUGCCGGCGAAUCAUUUUUGGUCCAUGGGGGAUCUAGUGGCAUUGGUACGUUUGCGAUUCAGAUUGCAAAAUACCGGGGUGCAAGAGUAUUUGUAACAGCAGGUAGCGAGGAGAAAUUAGCUUUCUGCAAGAAUCUUGGUGCUGAUGUUUGUAUCAAUUAUAAGACGGAGGACUUUGUUGCAAGAGUAAAGGAAGAAACCGGAGGGAAAGGUGUUGAUGUUAUUUUGGAUAGCAUUGGAGCAUCCUAUUUCAAAAGAAAUCUCGAGAGCUUGAAUUAUGAUGGUAGGCUUUUUAUAAUUGGCACCAUGGGAGGAGCAGUUACAGAACUAAAUCUCGGUUCUUUGCUUUUAAAGCGCCUUACUGUGCAAGCGGCCGGCUUGCGUAGUAGAACUCCAGAAAACAAAGCAGUAAUUGUUAGAGAAGUGGAGGAGAAUGUUUGGCCUGCUAUUGUGGCUGGUAAGGUGAAACCUGUGGUCUACAAAUCUUUCCCGUUAUCUGAUGCUGGAGAGGCUCACAGGCUCAUGGAGAGUAGCAACCACAUAGGAAAAAUACUGCUUGUUCCAUGAUUUCCAUGGCUGGUUUGUACUUAUGGCAAUGCUUGCUUUAAGUUUAGACUGUAAUGUAAGACCAAUGAAAGUUGGAAAUAAAUGCCAUUUUGUACGUAAA
This is a messenger RNA of Morus notabilis, 1180 nucleotides long. RefSeq names its product quinone oxidoreductase PIG3. Gene Ontology annotation, molecular function: oxidoreductase activity. The coding region runs from base 103 to 1080 and encodes 325 amino acids. The record is from RefSeq and is a predicted model, not a curated record. The transcript has 6 exons. NCBI's taxonomy places the organism in Eukaryota, Viridiplantae, Streptophyta, Magnoliopsida, Rosales, Moraceae.